AUGGAAUUAAAUCAUAAAGUAAAUGCUUUCUUCACUAUACUGUUUAUGUUAUCAUAUGUAAAACUGAACAAUUGUGCGUCAAUAAAUGACACAAAUAUUUUACUUCGAGACCUUUUGAAAGUUUACAAUAAAAAUGUGAGACCAGUGGAAAAUCAGAAAAACGCUGUCCAUGUAAAUACUAGCCUCUUAAUUGUUUCUAUACAAGAACUUGAUGAGAUUCGUGGAAUAUUUUCAGUCAUGGGAAUUUUGUCAGUGCAAUGGCACGAUGCAAACAUGGUUUGGAAUCCUGAAACAUAUGGUGGGGUAAAGUAUGUGAUGACGUCAUAUAAAGAAGUUUGGGUACCUGAACUGAUUCUCAUAAACCCUGCGGAAGAAGCGGAUACUCUUGGCAAGAAAUGGCAACGAGUUUACUUUCAUCACACCGGAUAUGCGUCAUGGUGGCCCGGGGACCUGAUUAAAAGUACUUGUGCUUUGGAUGUAUCUCGUUAUCCAUUUGAUACCCAAGAAUGCAUCAUUACAUUUGCUGCUUGGGGAUAUUUUGCUGGGCAGGUGAAAAUAAAUCCCAUAAAUGAUCGAGUCGAUUUAAGCUUUUACACUGAAAGUUCAACGUGGAAACUUGCAAAAUCGGAAGUAAACGUGAUAGAUGAAGGGACGCAAAUAAGUUUCCAUGUCUAUCUCGAGAGAAAAGCCGGUUUUGUGAUCGUUAAUAUAGUUCUUCCCCUAACCUUUCUUAGUUUGCUAAAUGCAUUCGUGUUUCUGCUUUUACCAGAAUCUGGAGAGAGAAUUUCUUACUGUAUCACCGUUUUGUUAUCUAUAGCCGUAUUUAUGACAAUUGUGAGUGAGACCCUCCCAAAGAGUUCUGAACCAGUACCAUUUAUCUCGUACAAACUGAUGUUUGACAUGGUGAUCAGCUCCGUUAUUACUCUGGUUACAAUAUUGAACCUGCGAUUAUACAAUAGAAAUGAAACAGAAAAUAUUCCGCACUGGUUGCAAUCUAUGUAUCUAUUCCUAGCGCGUAAGCGAUCUAUGUCCAAAAUUCGCCCUAUCAAAGACAAUGCUAAAGGAAAGAAAAACGAAGUAAAUCAGUCCAAGGCCGGAAAUGGAAAUACAUGUAUGAACCGGAAAGGAUCAGAACGGAGGGAUUCAAGAUACCUGACAGACAUGCAUAUCUCUAGAAAACCAUCAGUCGCGCUAAUUGACUUGGAAGAGGUUCCAAAUGAAAGAAUUGAAAAACAACUGUGGCCCGGUGACCUGAUUAAAAGUACUUGUGCUUUGGAUGUAUCUCGAUACCCCUUUGAUACCCAAGAAUGCAUCAUAUCGUUUUCUGCUUGGGGAUACUUUGCUGAGCAGGUGAAAAUAAAUCCCGCAAAUGAUCGAGUCGAUUUAAGCUAUUACACUGAAAGUUCAACGUGGAAAAUUGCAAAAUCGGAAGCAAACGUCUUACCCGGAGGGAUGCAAAUAAAUUUCCAUGUCUAUCUGGAGAGAAAAGCCGGAUUUGUGAUCGUUAAUAUAGUUCUUCCCCUAACUUUUCUUAGUUUGCUAAACGUAUUCGUGUUUCUACUUUUACCAGAAUCUGGAGAGAGAAUUUCUUACUGUAUCACCGUUUUGUUAUCUAUAGCCGUAUUUAUGACAAUUGUGAGUGAGACCCUCCCAAAGAGCUCUGAACCGGUACCAGUUAUCUCGUACAAACUGAUGUUUGACAUGGUGAUCAGCUCCGUUAUUACUCUGGUUACAAUAUUGAACCUGCGAUUAUACAAUAGAAAUGAAACAGAAAAUAUUCCGCACUGGUUGCAAUCUAAGUAUCUAUUCCUAGCGCGUAAGCGAUCCGUGUCCAAAAUUCGCCCUAUCAAAGACAAUGCUAAAGGAAAGAAAAACGAAGUAAAUCAGUCCAAGGCCGGAAUUGGAAAUGCAUGUAUGAACCGGAAAGGAUCAGAACGGGACCGGAGGGAUUCAAGAUACAUGUUAGAUAUGCAUAUCUCCAGAAAACCAUCAGUCGCGCUAAUUGACUUGGAGGAGGUUCCAAAUGAACGAAUUGAAAAACGGCUGGUAAGAAUGAUUUCAGAGGCGGAAGAAAAUGGCGAUUUCCAGACGUGCGUUAAUUGGAAAAAUAUCAGUAACAUGGUAGACGGAAUCGCUUUUGUAUUGUUCAUUUUGCUUUCAGUUUUCAGCGUUGUAUUUUUUAUGAUUAUAACAUUUAAAUAAUGAUAUAAUUAAGAAGACUGAAGCACUUUCGAUAUCUAUAAGUGGUUUCAUUUGAUACACUGUUUAGGUCAUGUAAGUGGUACGAGUUGCAUUUGUUUAUUAUUUGCAACAUUUCUUUAUUGAAUGUACCCAAUGUUGUGAGCAUUAUAAGAAAACUUUAACAAGUUUUUUUUAAAAAGUGUUGUAAACUACUAAACAUGUACAGUCAAACUUGUGCUAGCGACCACCCGUGCAUAUAGAAUUCAGGAAGGUGUUGUAUUAUACGUUGUAAAUAAGUCAGUCAGUCUCAUUGUGAAAUCCUGCGUCUGAUGUGAUUCCGAGUAACGGGAAUUCUUCAUGUCCGAAAUAGGAUAGAAGCAGGAGGAUCCUGGUCAUCCUCUGCUGUUUAUGCUCUUUAAGAAUGAUAUCCAUCUUAUAUAGAUGAUAUGUUUAUUUAUAAUGCAAUUUGCUAGAUGCUGAUGAGCAAGUCCAUUUAGCAAACAUAUCAGAAACGAAUUUGGGAUCAAUAAUAAAUACAACAAAAUCCUAAGCAAUGAUAUUUUAGAAAGAUCACCACAUAACGUGCAACGGCUACAUAUACAAUACAAAAAUAGAGAUGGUAAAUUCAUUUAAGUACAAGGGAAUCACCGUCUGUAAAAAUGGUUACUGGUCUAGAACCCCAAAACAUUGAUUAGUAUGCAUCAUUUGUAUUGUCUUAUUUCAGAAAGUAUCGAGAAAGCUAUACUAGUAUUGUGUCACAGAAAUUUUAGCUAUUUGAUACUCUAGAUGCAUCUAUUUUAGAUUUCGGAGCAAAAAUAUUGGAUUUUCAUAUUGCGAAAGAUGUUGAAUUAAAACAUUUGCAAUUCAUUAGAAGUAUAUUUGGCGUUUAGAUGUCCAGAAUGCAUCGGCGCAAUACAUGCACGUGAAAAAGAGAGAUUUCCAUUUAAAAUACAAAAGAGGAUGAUAAUGUUAAGAAUAAGAUAGUGGAUGAAAAUAACUGGCAUCUCCCAGGUCGCCAAGCACGCCUAAAAUGAAAAUGUUACAGGUGCGCUUUUAUUGAUAAGAUAACAAAACAGAUGCAACUUAGACCGGGCGCUAAUUAUAAACUGAAAUUCUAAUAACAAUAACUUGACAUAUCAACCUAAAACUGUUCUUAGAUUCCCAUGGAUUCUCUCAAAAGUGGAUUAAUCUAGAUUUCCUAGAUAUUCCAUAGGAAAUUACCAAGGCCUUUUGGUAUUCUGAUGCAAAAUUGUUUUAACUCUAGUUUUCUUCUCUACUUCCAGUAAAAACUUAGAAAUGAUCUAGCGAAAAUCAUUCAUUUUGUAAUGGAAGUGAAGAAUGCAUAACAUGUUUAAUGUCGUUUUUUGUGUUCUGUCAUGUAAAGUUUUAUAAUUGUACAAAUUUUGCGAAUACUUACAACAUUGUAUUUUAUUGACUUUCAACAUAAUUUUAACCAGUAUAUAAUUGUCUCCUCUGAAAAUAUUCAUGUACCUCUUUACUCUAUAUGGAUGUUUGCAUUUGUUAUGUACAUUGUAUUUACAUGUUGUCUGCAGUAAAAUUUUGAAUUUGAUUUGGAAACAGUAAAGAAUAUUGUACAAUUGUAUUUUAUAUACAUGUAUUUAUACAAUGCAUAUAGUACGUUUAUAG
This is a messenger RNA of Mercenaria mercenaria, 3828 nucleotides long. RefSeq names its product neuronal acetylcholine receptor subunit alpha-6-like. Gene Ontology annotation, cellular component: neuron projection; membrane; synapse. The transcript has 2 exons. NCBI's taxonomy places the organism in Eukaryota, Metazoa, Mollusca, Bivalvia, Venerida, Veneridae. Gene Ontology annotation, biological process: monoatomic ion transmembrane transport; regulation of membrane potential; signal transduction. The coding region runs from base 1 to 2202 and encodes 733 amino acids. Gene Ontology annotation, molecular function: transmembrane signaling receptor activity; extracellular ligand-gated monoatomic ion channel activity; neurotransmitter receptor activity. The record is from RefSeq and is a predicted model, not a curated record.